Sorex araneus (European shrew) is the source of this 2097-nucleotide messenger RNA. It is a transcript of the gene RGSL1, whose product is annotated as regulator of G protein signaling like 1. The coding region runs from base 4 to 2097 and encodes 697 amino acids. The transcript has 10 exons. NCBI's taxonomy places the organism in Eukaryota, Metazoa, Chordata, Mammalia, Eulipotyphla, Soricidae. The record is from RefSeq and is a predicted model, not a curated record.
CCUAUGGGAUGCCGGGGAUCGAACCCGGGUCGGCCGUGUGCAAGAAAAACACCCUCCCUGCUGUGCUAUCGCUCCGGCCCUUCAAGAGAAUAUGCUUUCCAUGCCCGGCUCACUGGUGACCCCUCCCGCACAGAGGUCAUCGGUUCUACGAACCUUCUUACCCUGCUGGAAGAUGCCACCUUCGCCGACUUCUUCAACACCUUCCUCUCCCUCCCGGUUUUCGGCCAGACCCCGUUUUACAAUGUGGAACUGUCCCAGUGGAGCUUGUGGCCGGAAAUCCCGCCCACCCUGACCACCACGUACAAAGGGCUAUUCACCUGGCUGGAGAAAUACCGGCUGCCUUUCUUCUGUGAGACGGAUUUGUGUUUCCAGUACAUCCUCUGCCAGGAGUUCAUUAGUUUCAUCAAGUCCCCAGAAGGAGCCAGCAUGAUGAAGUGGAAGAAGGCAGACCAGUGGCUGAUCGAGAAAUGCAUCGGCAGCGUGCGCGGCCUGUGGCGCUUCUUCAGCUACCUCAAGGGCAGCGCAGGGGAGGAGCUGUGGGACUUCUGGAUUCUCGCCGAGAAGAUCCUGAGCGUGGACGAGAGGGACCUGGGGGCGAGAGACCACCACCUGUCCCUGCUGCUGGUGCUCAAGGCCACCCACCUGCAGGAAGGCUCCCGGGUGGCGACGCUCUGCAACAUGAACAUCAAGUCCCUCCUGAACCUCUCCAUCUGGCACCCCAGCCCAUCCACCACCCGGAGGGAGAUCCUGAGCCACAUGCAGAAAGUCGCCCUCUUCAAGCUGCAGAGCUACUGGCUGCCCAGCUUCUACACGCAUGCCAAGGUGAUGCUGGCCCGCGACGGGCAGUGCCAGGGGCUCAUGCAGGAAUACGACACCCGGGCCUGCAGCAUCUGCUGCCAGCACGCCGGGAAGGCCCCCCAGGACGCCAGCAUCGAGCCCAGCCGCUACUCCCAGAAGCAGUACUCCAGCCAGGAGAUGAAGAGGAAGAUGUGGCAGAUGAUCCACCGUGACUCGUGGUCUCUGGAAAUGAUCUCCGACGCCCACAGGACCAGCUUGUCGCCCUGGCACCUGUACCCCCUCAAGGAGGAGGCGGGGAGGGAGGAGGAAAAGGAGAGCCUUCCAGCCGUGCCUUCUGCCCGGACGGCUCCCGGGAAGCGAAAGUCGGCGGGGAAUCAGGACCACGAUCCACUCUUGGCCGGAAAAGCGGCCGGGAAGCAGGAGAGGGAGGAGAGCAAGCCCCCCUUCCGCAUGGAGGGUCUCUUCGAGAAAAACUUCCACCUGCGCUUACGCACGCUCACCCCGAUCAUCAAUCAGACGUCGCACCUGACAGCCAGGAGGCUGGGCCAAUGCGGCUUCUCCCUGGGGUGUACCCACUGGGCGCUGUGCGCGGACGCCUACGCAGGGGGUCCUCUCCGCGCCUACCUGAAGAAACGGGGUCUCGCGGCGGAGAUCAAGCUCCUGGACCUGUGGCAGGACCUGCGACACUUCCUCAGCGUGUUGACGCAGAACCGGUCCACGGGCAAGGGCGUCUUCCCGCACCUGCUGGGCAACCAGAUCUGCGAGCUCUACCUGAGCCCGCAGACCAGGCCCCCGCUGCCCCUCAAGGCCAGGACUGUCCAGGGCCUGCGGGAGAUGCUUCCGUCCGGGGAUGUCAGCCCAUGGGUCCCCAGGGCCCAGGAAGAGAUCUGCAAGAUGCUCAGCCGCUGGUAUGCCGAAUUCCUGAAAGAAGAGGACUUUUGGUUUCUCCAUUUUACCACCCAGACUGGGCCGGAGUUCCCCGGGCCCGCGCAGGGGGAGCCCCUCAGCAGGGAGAGGAACAUCCUGCUGCACAAGCGGUUCCAGGAGGCGCUGGAGCUGGCCCGGGGCCUGGCCGACAUGGAGCCCAUGGACGCCCCGCAGUGGGGGAAGGUGGCCACCGAGAGCCUGGCGCAAAGCGGCUCCCUGCAGGUGGAGCUGGCGGCGCCCGUGUUCCUGGAGGACACAGAGAAAAUGUCUUUUGAGGAGCUCAGCUCGAAGUAUCCGAAGAAAGCCAUCGAGAAAAUCAGUGACGACUUCAAAAUAUAUUCUGAAAAAGUACCUGCAGUAGGUAAGCGCUGA